AUGACAUGUGUCGUUGAGGGGCAUCACGCGAAAGCGCAUGCCGCCACCUCACGGGUCCGGCAUUUGCCCCGGGCGCCUCUCCGACCCAGGCGCUGCGUGCCCCCACCCGCGCAACUCCUCGCCCCCGCCCGCGGGUUCGUGGGAGAGAGCGCGCAGGCACCAGUGGCGGGCGAGUUCCACUGCCACGACUUCGACCAUGAGGACCUCCGCGACGCCGCCUCUGCCCGACUCGCGGAGCAAGCACGCGAAAGGGACCGCGCCCUCCGCGAGGCCACCGCCGUGGCGCCCCCGCAGCCCGACGCCGCGUGGGAGGCGUUCCACACCACGCAGAACGCCGGCGCGCGCUUUUACAAGGAGAAGCGGUACAUCCCGCUGGCGUUCCCGGCGCUGCGGUGCGGCGCGCAGCCGCUGCACGUCCUCGAGGUCGGCUGCGGCUGCGGGUCCACGAUCCUCCCGCUCCUCCAGGCCAACGCCGGCAUGACUGCUACGGCGGUCGACCUCAGUCCCGCCGCGGUCGCCGCCACCGCGCGCGUCGCGGACGGCCUCGGGGUCGACCCCGGUCGCCUCACCGCGCUCGCCGCGGACGUCUCGGACGGGGCGUGCGCUGGGCGCGCGCGCCUCCUGGACGCGGGCGCGGGGGCGCACGACGCGGCCCUGAUGGUGUUCACGCUCAGCGCGGUGCCGCCGGCGCAGAUGCCGGACGCCGUGGACGCCGUGGCGGCGUGCGUGCGGCCGGGCGGGCUCGUGAUGGUGCGGGACUACGGCCUGUGGGACAUGGCGCAGCUCAGGUUCCACGGCCGGCAGCUGCGCGACGACGGCGCGUACGUCAGGCAGGAAGGCACGCUGGCGACGUUCUUCUCCGUCGAGCAGCUCGGGGGCCUGCUGCGGGCCGCGGGGCUGGAGGAGCGGGAGCUGGAGUACCACUGCGUGGAGAGCCGGAACCGGCGGCGGGGCACGACCCUACGGCGGGUGUUUGUGCACGCCGUCUUCCAGCGCCCCGAGCUGUGA
Molecule: messenger RNA, 1008 nt
Organism: Pedinophyceae sp. YPF-701
Lineage: Eukaryota; Viridiplantae; Chlorophyta; Pedinophyceae
Source: the annotation of a GenBank genome assembly